ACCAUUUGCUCUAAAUCUAGGAUAUCUGGCAAUACAGCCAAAGAUACGAAUAUUCAUGGAUCAGUCAGUGAACAGCUUAAGAAGAAUUUUGCCAAAACUAAAUGGAGACAAGCAUACAACGCAACAGCAGUGAUACGGCAGAUGCGAAAGCUAGCGAUGGGUAGUUCUGGAAGUUCUUUAGACCAAACCAGUGAUGCAGUGAUUACUGAUUCAUCUGAUACUCAAAGCCAACUGUUCUCUAAAUUAUCACAUUUAGAAACAGAGGACACUGUGGACACUGUUAGCCCUUUGCCAACAGUUAACUCUUCCGACUAAUGGACACAAUUAUAUCAAAUAGCGAGUUAAUCUCUAAAUGUAACAAAUACUCAGUUGUAUAAGUGAUGCAAAACUCAACCUUAAGAGCAAACGCUGAUUGACACCCAUAUCUCAUUAGAUCUUAACAAACCAUUGGAUAUAUUAUAUAA
Molecule: messenger RNA, 464 nt
Organism: Medioppia subpectinata
Lineage: Eukaryota; Metazoa; Arthropoda; Arachnida; Sarcoptiformes; Oppiidae
Source: the annotation of a GenBank genome assembly